GCAAAAUGGCGACCUGCGAGUCUCCUAUUGUUAUGUUCUAGUCAAUAGUUGGUAAUAUAGCCUGGUCGAUGUUGCAUCCCAUUGUUUCUGCUGACAGGUGUAUCAAGUAAGAGAUCAAAAUGGAGACUGAAUAUGAAUUCAAACUCUUUGACUCGGAUACCCAACUUUCAAAGUUCAUUGAUGAUGUUAUGUGGGACCGGGGAAGACGUGAAUUCUGUGAAGACGUUGGCAAGAUCAAGUCAGACCUCACAGAUAUUGAAGAUAAACAGCAUGAAAUUAAUGGUAUAUUUGAUGAAAUAGAUGGAUUAUUGGACCAGUACCGAUGCAGUUUGGAUAAACAGAAAAAAGAGUUAGAAGAAGUGAAAACUGUUGAUGAUGAGUCAGUUUAUACAUACAACUAUGUAAGCAGUAGUCAUGGCAACAGCAUUGAUACAAAAAUGGGAGGUGCUGCUGAGGAAAAGAAAGAAGAGGAUAUUUACAAAUAUCACAGCUUUGAUAACCAUGGCAUUAAAAAACAGACAGUUGAUGAUAAAUCUGUUGUAUCCCUGGAAACAAACAAAGAUUCUGAAAUGGAGGUGAUUGAUUUGUCUAUUGGUGAUGAUCAUAGUGACCCAGAAAAGCCACAAACUCCUGGAAGGCAGGAACAGAGUCGUGGUAAGCCACCUCUAGCUGGAGGAAUGAAAUUACUUGGAAGGAGACGUAGUGAUGAAGUGUGGUAUGAAGGAACAUUUCUUGAAGUUAUCAAGGACCAAAAAGGCCAGGAGAAAUAUAAAAUAAAAUAUGAUAAAAAUGGUGGCAAAUCUCUCCUGUCUGGUAAACACAUUGCCUAUGCUACUCAUCCAAGGGCUGCAGACAUCCGGGUGGGCAGUAGAAUUGUUGGUAUAUACUUAAAUGAAGCUGACACCCAUGAUGAAUGUCUGUAUGCUGGCAUUGUAGCUGAGGUACCAUUACCUGCCAAUAAUUACAGAUAUCUCAUCUUUUUUGACGAUGGUUUCGCACAAUAUAUGGGGUUGAACAAACUUUAUUCUGUAUAUCAACAAAGUAACAAUGUAUGGGAAGACAUCCAUCCAGAUUCCAGAGAGUUUAUCAAGGAGUACAUGGAGCUAUACCCGGAAAGGCCAAUGGUGAAAGUCAAACCAGGACAGUGGAUAAGAACAGAAUGGAAUGGAGAAUGGUGGAGAGCUAAAGUACUUGAAGUAGAUGGUAGUUUGGUAAAUAUGCUCUUUGAGGUAGAUCAGAGAUCAGAAUGGGUUUAUAGAGGAUCUCCCAGAUUAGAGACAUUGUUCACUGAGUUGCAACAAGCAGAAAAAGCCCGGUCAUCUGAUAAAGGUAUUGCUCAUGUACGUAGUCGUUCACAUGCUGUUAAAAGUAAAGGUCCUUAUGUAGAGUACACAAGAGUUACUGAUUUGACAAUUGAUUUGUCAGCCACACCUCCACCUCCACAAACUCAAUCAACAAAAGAUAAGAAGUUAAAACAGACUGCUAGGAAAUCAACGUCAUUUGCAGCACCCAAACAGGUUGCAAGAAAGAGUACAACCAGCUAUAAGCCUUUGAAUUAUGAUGAAAAAGAUCCACUAGGUGGCAAUACUCAAUGGAAAGCUCCUUGGCUGACCCCCAAGAUCGUGCCAAGAAGUAAUACAACUAAAGGUGUGGUUCAGCAGACGCAGCAAAAGAUGGACAUAGCAAGUGUUCUUCAGUCUCGAUUACAGUUGCAGCAAGAUAACAAUGAUUCCUCUCAGCACACUCCUCAAGUAUCUGAUUUUAGUUAUCUCUAUGCCCAGCAGCAGUAUAAAAAAGUGGAAAUGAGAAAACGGUUCAUACCACAUAGCUGUGCUCCUCAGUGUGUUGCAAGCAGUACACCUGAUCCUGCCAGGUUGCAUGGUCAGAACCCAUACUUGAAGCCAGAGUUGUGUGGCUGGAGAAAAGAACUGGGAAAACAACGAGGAAGUGGAAAGAGGAGUGUAUUCUAUCGCACUCCUUGUGGGCGUAGUUUGCGUGACAUAAAAGAAGUUGAUCGUUAUCUUCUGGAAACUGAGAUACAGUAUCUUACAAUUGAUAUGUUCACGUUUGACCAGUUUGUGCAUACGCAUACACAUAUUCGUAACCCGAAACCUGUUGUGAUGAUUAAUGACAUCUCAGAGGGACAGGAACCAAUCCCUGUAUCUUGUGUUAAUGAAAUUGACACCCAAUAUCCACGAUUUGCCAAAUACUCCUCGGAAAGAAUUUGUGCAAGAGGAGUAUCUAUUAACACAGAUGAAGAUUUUUUUAUUACUUGUGACUGCACUGAUGGCUGUCGUGACAAGAGUAAAUGCGCAUGUCAGCAGCUUACAAUCCAGGCAACCUUAUCAACCAAUAAAGCAGGAAUAAUAGACCCUGAAGCUGGAUACGAGUACAGGAGUGUAUAUGACCAGAUACCAUCUGGUAUUUAUGAAUGCAAUCCACGGUGUAAAUGCAAUCACACCUGCUUCAACCGAGUAGCACAGCACAAAUUACAGUGUAGAUUACAGGUUUUCAAAACUGAAAAAAGGGGUUGGGGUUUACGUUGUUUAGAUGACAUACCAUUUGGUGCAUUUGUGUGUACAUAUGCUGGGGAAGUACUCACAGAGGAGUUGGCAAAUGAAGAUGGUAAGCGAUAUGGGGAUGAGUAUCUUGCUGAAUUAGAUCUCAUAGAGGUAGCUGAAAACAAUAAGGAAGGUUAUGAGAGUGAUGUCAAAGACCCUGAUGAUAUUACCUCAUCUGAUUCAUCAGAUUCUAGUGGAGAUGACCCUCCACCUCCUUCUUCCAGUAUAUCAUCUGACAGUGAAAGUGUUUCAGUGGUAACCUCAUCUGCAGUGACUGUUGCAAGUACGGAUGAUGAGAUAGAGGAGUUGUCAAGUCUUCACCCACAUUUUCUUUUGUAUGCUAGUUCUGGUAAAAAAGUUGGCAAGUUGCUUUUAAGAAGACAGUCGUCUGAGAAAACUGAGCAGUGGGCUAUUGAAAGACCUAACAAAAAAAGCAUCAACAAUCAUGACAAAAAACAUCUUAGUGCUGAAAAAGACAAAUUGGAAAACAUAGAAGUCAAAGAAGAUGUUUACAUAUUUCCCAAACCAAAUGAAAAUACUCUGCCAUCUUCUGUUGAUCGAAAAGAUGGAAGCUGUCAAUCAAAAGUCAACAUACAAAUAAAGAAGGAUAGUAUUGAAACAGAUUCUGCCAGUGACUCUGAUAUUAAACCACCAACUGGUGAGGUUCCUGAUGGACUAGACAUCAAAGAUAAAAAAUAUCUUGAAAAUUCACUCACAGCAUUCUUUGAGGGUAAUUCUGGCCCAUCAGAUGUUGAAAAAACCCCUGAUGCUAAAAAAGUUAAUUUCAAAACAAAUAUGCCAUGCAAGAAAUCUUCCUCAGGUGGUAGUAAUGCAGCUGAAGAAGCCAUGGACACCACAGAAACUUCAGUGAUUGAACCAAUGGACACCACAUCACAGAAAUCAACGAUACCAGUCAAAUUGAGUGAUUCACUUGAAGUUGUCACCAAGGAGAAAUCAACGACCAUGAAAGGUGAAAGUAAUUCUGAGUGUAUAGAUUUAACCAUAAAUGAUGAUGAUAAAGAGACACCAAACUCAACACACUGUGAAACAAUCACUGAAGAUAUUGAAAGCACUGAUAUUGGAGAGAAGAAAAAAGAAAAUGAUCAAAACAAGCCCAAAAAUAAUGGUUCAAGCAAUUCUGGUCUUCUAAUCACUGGAGCAACUUCAUUGGCUGUGGACAGUGAUGUAGAAACCAGUGACAGUGAAACUGAAAGCGAACCAAAGUUACCGCCAAAACAAAUAAAAGAAGAGACAGAAGCUGAACAAAAACCUGUCACUCCUCUCAAGAUUCGAAUACAUGUACCCAAAGAUGUAAACAUGCAAGCCCCACCACCUCCUUCAACACCAGUAGAACAAGAAUCCAAAGAACACAGCCGUACUAGAUCAUUCUUUAAUAAUGAAAAACAUUGUUAUGUAAUGGAUGCUAAGUCCAUCGGAAAUCUUGGAAGAUACCUUAAUCAUAGCUGCUCACCUAAUUUAUUUGUUCAGAAUGUCUUUGUUGACACUCAUGAUCUUCGCUUCCCAUGGGUGGCUUUCUUUGCGCAACAGUAUAUCAGAGCUGGUUCUGAAUUGACAUGGGAUUAUAAUUAUGAAGUAGGCAGUGUUCCCGGUAAAGUUUUACAAUGUUACUGUGGAUCAACCGACUGCAGAGGAAGAUUACUCUAGGUAUUGACUUUUCGUCAAUCCAUCAAUGUCCACUGUAUUAUGCCUGUAUUCUCAGGGAAACAAAACGCUUUGUAUUCUCUCCCAGUAACAUAAAUGUAUUCUAUAAAUAAUUAUGGGCUCUAUUAAGAUGAUUAUUUUGAAUGUUUAUGAAACUAAAGCAUAUUUUUUCCAUUAAUUUUAUUUUUCAUUGUUUUUGUUUAUAUUAAAUGUCAU
Saccoglossus kowalevskii is the source of this 4439-nucleotide messenger RNA. RefSeq names its product histone-lysine N-methyltransferase SETDB1-like. NCBI's taxonomy places the organism in Eukaryota, Metazoa, Hemichordata, Enteropneusta, Harrimaniidae. Gene Ontology annotation, molecular function: zinc ion binding; histone H3K9 methyltransferase activity; protein binding. Gene Ontology annotation, cellular component: nucleus. Gene Ontology annotation, biological process: heterochromatin organization; negative regulation of gene expression. The record is from RefSeq and is a predicted model, not a curated record.